ACACACACACGCACAUCCACAGAGCUGGCGCGCAGCGCAGUGGCGCCCAUCCUCUCUCUCAGUGCGACUCCUCCGAGGGAUCAGGAGUAGACUAAGUCAAACUUCCAGCAGCUUAAGAUUUGUGCGCAACCUUUGAAGGAUCGAAGUCGUCAAGACAAGGCAAUGAAAACAUGGGAUCUCAUCUCAGCAGAGUCAAGGGGCGUCUAACACACUAACAGAGCAGGUGUCGUUGGUGAUGUUGCCAUGUGCCAGCUGCCAUCUUCUCUUACGCUUCUUUACUCAGAACUGAUGUCCAGAUGGUGUGCCCCUCCGUGUGCGCUCCAGUUCAGCUCUCCCUGACCGUUUCAUGGGCCACAAACCGACCCAAGCAUCCACGGCCGCUGCUUGACUUGACCCUGCUGCGCUCUGUACAGCUCAUUCUUAACCCCUCACCCCUAACCUCAACCCUCGGCCCCUCACUUCCCUCACUCUCUGUCAAGCCUGUCCUCACAUUUUGACAAUCCUCGGCCUUCCCUGAGCCCAACAUGGUGGCCCGCAUUCCCGCUUUAGCGCUGGUCAUGAUGUGUCAAGGCGUCUUGCUCUCAGACCCACCUCAGUCACGCCGGGAGAUACGCAUCGAGGGCGACCUGGUGCUCGGCGGCCUGUUCCCAGUGCACGAGAAAGGCGCUGGGAUGGAGGAGUGCGGCCGAGUGAAUGAGGACAGAGGGAUCCAGAGGCUGGAGGCUAUGCUGUUUGCCAUAGACAGAAUCAACAUGGACAACACUUUACUGCCAGGGGUCUCCCUUGGGGUCCACAUCCUUGACACCUGCUCCAGAGAUACGUACGCACUGGAGCAGGCUCUGGAGUUUGUCAGAGCUUCCCUCACCAAGGUGGACGACACAGAGUUUAUCUGUCCAGAUGGAUCUUACGCUCUGCAGGAUGACAGCCCGCUUGCAAUCGCAGCAGUGAUUGGAGGAUCCUUCAGCAGCGUCUCUAUACAGGUUGCCAAUCUUCUCAGGCUCUUUCAGAUCCCUCAGAUAAGCUAUGCUUCAACGAGUGCCAAGCUAAGUGAUAAGACGCGCUACGAUUACUUCGCUCGCACCGUGCCCCCCGACUUUUACCAGGCCAAAGCUAUGGCAGAGAUCCUGCGGUCCUUCAACUGGACAUACGUGUCCACUGUGGCAUCAGAGGGGGAUUACGGUGAAACUGGUAUAGAGGCCUUUGAACAAGAGGCCCGCAUGAGGAACAUCUGUAUUGCCACUUCAGAGAAGGUGGGGCGUUCUAAUGCAAAGAAGUCCUAUGAAGCUGUGAUCCGCCAGCUUCUCCAGAAGCCAAAUGCCCGUGUCGCCGUGCUUUUCCUUCGUAGUGACGAUGCCAGAGAGCUGCUGGCAGCUGCUGCUCGGCUAAACACCUCUUUCAUCUGGGUGGCCAGCGACGGCUGGGGUGCACAGGAAAGCAUUGUCAAGGGAAAUGAGGUCACUGCUGAAGGAGCCAUCACACUCGAGCUGGCAGCCAAUCCCAUCUCAGAAUUCAACCGCUACUUCCUCAGCCUGAACCCUGUCAAAAACCAUCGUAAUCCCUGGUACAAGGAAUUCUGGGAGCAGCGGUUCCAGUGCUCCUUGGGGUCAGUAAAUGUGGGACUGGGAGAGACGCCUCCCCCACCAUGUGACAAGGAUUUGUCAAUGGACAAGAGUUCCUUUGAACCAGAGUCCAAGAUCAUGUUUGUGGUAAACGCGGUGUAUGCCAUGGCUCAUGCCCUUCAUAAUAUGCAACGGAGCCUCUGCUUCAACACCACCAAGCUUUGUGACAGCAUGAAGGCUUUGGACGGGCGCAGACUCUACAGGGAUUACAUCCUUAAUGUCAGUUUCACAGCACCUUUCUCUCCCCCUGGCAGCGAGACAGUAGUGAAGUUUGAUUCCCAGGGGGACGGCAUGGGCCGAUACAACAUCUUCAGCUACCAGCGCUCUGGCGAUCGUUAUGUUUACGUGCCAGUGGGCGAAUGGGCAGAGAGCCUGAUUCUGAGCAGCGAUCUGAUUCGCUGGCCAAGAGACGUGGUGCCCACCUCGCAGUGCAGCGACCCCUGUGAACGCAACGAGAUGAAGAAAAUGCAGGCAGGUGAGUACUGCUGCUGGAUCUGCACAGCCUGUGAGCCUCAUGAAUACCUGGCUGAUGAGUUCACCUGCUCGCCCUGCGCUCCUGGCCAGUGGCCCACUGAUGACCUGACCUCCUGCUAUGACCUUCCUGAAGACUAUAUUAUGUGGGAAGAUGCCUGGGCCAUUGGUCCAAUUACCAUCGCCUGUGUAGGGUUCAUGUGCACCGGCCUGGUGUUUUGGGUGUUUAUCAGACACAACAACACUCCGCUGGUGAAAGCAUCAGGCAGAGAGCUGUGUUACAUCCUCCUCUCGGGAGUCUUCAUGUCCUACGCCAUGACUUUCCUCUUUUUGGCCAAACCCUCUCCUGCCAUCUGUGCCCUGCGGCGCCUCGGCCUGGGCACAUCAUUUGCUGUCUGCUAUUCCGCCCUCCUCACCAAAACCAACAGAAUCGCCAGGAUUUUCAAUGGCGUGAAAGACGGAGCGGGUGCAGUGAGGCCACGCUUCAUUAGUCCAUCCUCUCAGGUUUUCAUCUGUCUGAGCCUGAUCUCCGUCCAGUUAGUGAUGGUGUCAGUGUGGCUGUUGCUGGAGGUUCCCGGGACACGGCGCUUUACUUUACCAGAGCGGCGGCAGACUGUCAUCCUCAAGUGUAACGUACGCGACUCCAGCAUGCUGCUGUCGCUGGGAUAUGAUGUGCUCCUGGUCAUCCUGUGUACUGUGUAUGCCUUCAAGACCAGGAAGUGUCCUGAGAACUUCAAUGAGGCCAAGUUUAUCGGAUUCACCAUGUACACCACCUGUAUAAUUUGGCUGGCCUUUCUUCCCAUCUUCUACGUUACAUCUAGUGACUACAGGGUUCAGACCACUACCAUGUGCAUCUCAGUCAGCCUCAGUGGCUUCGUGGUCCUCGGCUGUAUGUUCGCUCCCAAGGUCCACAUCAUCAUGUUCCAGCCCCAGAAGAAUGUGACCAGCCACAGGCUUAACCUCAAUCGCUUCAGUGUCAGUGGGGCUGCGACCACAUACGCAUCUCAUGCUUCUGUCAGUGCCCACUACGUCCCGACUGUGUGCAACGGCAGAGAAAUUGUCGACUCCACCACUUCCUCUCUGUGACCACAUCCAGUCCACUCUCUAAAUCAGCCCCUGCGACUGUUAGCCAAUUGAUGAACAUUAUCCCAUCGACUUAUCCUUUCCCCGCCUCAUACGCACACUGUACAAACUCACACACGUCAGCAUUACCAUACGAUAUGUACACACACACACACACACGUAAACACACACAGACAAACAAACACCUUCCUUGUGGACUAGAACUGUAUCGUUUCACAAAUGUAGAAAGUGUGUAACUAUAAUUAAAUUAUUUUCUAGGGAUGUAUAUACAUGGAAUCGACAUUGUUGUAUGUAGAGAAACAAAAGAACAAAAAAAGUUUUUAGGAGGAAUUUUUGGAGCCUUUGUUUUUGAUAGCUUUGUUAUGAUGCUGUGUAAAUAGACAUGCGCUUAAUCAUGCUAGGAGGGGCUGUGUCCCUUAGUCUGGAUGCACAUUUGUGGCUCUGCUUGCCUCACCUGCAAUAUCCCACAGACUUUUUAUUCUCAUGCUUUUUUGUAGGUCUCAUUGUAAUAACCGAUUAUGUAUGCAUUUCUAUUGUGUAUCUGUACAUUUGUAUAUUAUACUACUGAUGGUUCAAACAGCACAAUGUUGACAGUCUUGUAAUCCCAGAAUGAAUGUGGACAAAAGCAUAAACUGGACAGGCUAGAACAGCUGGAAUGGACAUGUACAAAACAAAAACAACAACAAAAGAAGAUCCAUCAACACCCAUUGACAAAUUUCCGUUUGAGAAUUCAACUGCUCACAUCUUGAUAGAUGUGUUUUGCAUCCUAGAUCUGUAUAAGAACCUAUUGUGGCUGUUUUUGCAGGAAAAGAUGUUUUGCUUUUGAUACAAAUGUUCAUUUUUUUUCUAUUUAUAAUCAUGAAAUCCCUUUAUCUAAAUGGCCAUAGUUCCACACGUGUUCACCAAAGCAACAGUGUUUCGCUCCCGCUCUUAAGCUGCUGUUUCUUUGAAGGAUCGCUGUAAUGGAUUGCUGAUAAUAACUAAUAGCACUCCUGAAAAGAUAAAGUGCAACAAAUGCAUUACUUUUGCCUCGAAACUGCCGAUGCAAAUGGUGCUGCAGCGGUUCUGUCAACAAAAACAAAUCAGUGUCUCACCCAGGAAUUAUGAACUUUAAGUAUCCACAUGACUCAAACACUAAUGGAGGAAAAUAGCCUGCUUUGCUGAACACGUACUGGAUUUUUCCAACUACAGGGGAGUGGUAGCUUAUGUUUUUGUGCCCCAUAGAUACAGUAUGUGGUGGUGUUUUGAAUAUGGCUAUGUGCCUUAAUGUAUGUUUGAUAGAGCUCCAGGUAGAGGUUGUGAGAGAUCAGUUUUGCAUUACCAGCUACAAGUCCUUGUUUGGUAAAUGUAAAAGUGGACUCAAUAUAGAGUACAUGCUUCAGGGCAACACUAUGCCAGUUAGUUUUAUUCCCUACCAAGCCUUCUACCAUUGAUUGUUUACCUGAAGUAUUGGAACAGUGACUCUGGAGCAUCCCUAGGUUAAAAUGACUUUCUCUACCGCCCUUCUUUCUCCAGUCUGUUAUUAAAAAAGUGAAAUGGAUAUUCCUGAUAUACACCCAUCAAACUCGUUUUACUUUUUACAGCUUAGCAGCUCCAAUAAAAGAAGGGAAGGGAAGAGAAGCUCAUAUACCAUUAAGAUGAAGUCAUUGGCUGGCUGACUUAUUGAAGUGUGCAGUUUACAUGUCUGUGUUAAAUGUGUUGACGUUGAGAGGCACAGUGGAGCAGCUGGCUUUGGCAGUCCCAGAGAGGCUCACGAGAGGAAGCAGAGCACACAAUGUCAGCUGCUGGCAGAUCCCAGCUAACAACAGAAUGUUAGAGCAGAACUCAUAUGCAUAACAUGCAUAAAAAUUUAUAAAAACAUCAAUACACAUCAAACUCUCCGUUUGUGGUGGAAAAUAUUGCAGACUCUGCUGGAUGACAAUAAUGAGGGGGUGGAAUAAAUAAUGAAAAAAGCACAUGAAUAAAGCUGUUAUAAGAAAAUUUAAAUAGCCUAAUUAGCGGACUAAUUUAGCAUUUUUCAUUUUAAAGAGAAGACACAUGCAAUAAUUUAUUGCAUUUAGGAUGUUAGUAAUUUUUUAAUAAACUGAUCUUCAAUGUUUACGUAUAAUAUGCUGUCUAAAAUAAAGUGUGACUGUUACAUUUGAUGUUUUCAGCAAAAGAUGUGAUCAGAAUCACUUAUUUGCUUCCCCAGACGAGCAUUUUAUAUCUAUUUUCUCCGUGUUAAAAUUCAGUAGAUAUGGACAGAUCUGUUGAACAUUCAUCCCUUGACUGCUCUACACCUUUGCACAGCCACUCUCCAACGGCACCCUCUGAUUAUCACACUGAAUGAUGGAUUGAAAGAAUUUCAGUGGAUGCGCCAAGAUGAGCCGACCUACAUUGGGGCGUGUGUGUUAGGUGCAGAGAGCAGCAGGAGCGAGCGAUGUGGCAGAGCAGAGGGAAGCUGCUGCUGGAUUAUGUAAAGCACUCCCACAGCCCAGAAGUCACAGGGCUGCUAUGGAAGCUCAAAGCAUCUCAGAGAUUCACAGUCUUUGUUAGAAGAAGGCUUAGCCAUUCACUCAGUGGUCCUGCUCCCACAAGAUACACCCUGCAUGGCAGGUUGCUAUGGACAACCACCACCACAUCCGCUGCUGGAAUGUCUAUUUGUCUGCAUGAAGAGAAGGGUAGGAGGAGGGGUGAGGAGUGGCCGAGAGAAGAGGAAUAGAAAGAGGAAAAAACGGGUAGCUGGUCUUGAUUCAAAUUGGCAGUGACUGAUGAGAUUUGGCUCUGCAAGGCCCUGUACUCUAGUCCUGGCUUUUAAUGGCCGCACAAAUAGAGCACUUAACCCUGAUUCUCCUCUCAUUUAGUCUGGGGACUAGACUCGGACAAGAGUCCCAUACUCUUCCUCUGACCCUCUCUCUCACAACCCGCUUCACCCCUUCGACCUUUCCCUCACCAGCUUUGUCCACCUCAGCUCUACUCCAAUGUGUGAAACUUGCAACGGUCGGUCUCAGCCAAGACCACCUAAGCCAGACCGACAGACUGGAAGCCCACACUUGAACUGAGGCGCUUAGAUCCGGGUGCCCAGUGCAGCACAUGCCAUUGAGGAGGCUGGAACGGGCAUAAGGGGAUGUUAGAUAAAGGAUUUGGAGACUGUGUGGGAAUAUGAAAUUGCAGUUUAGAUGUGAAGAAAAUGCGUCACUUUAAAAACGCAUCACCUUGUCUGAGUUAUGAGCCUAUGCAUCCGGUAACUCUCGCUGGAAGCUUCCUGAAUUGGCUUUAUUCUUGGUUAUCCUUUUCAAACUGUCAUCCACUAUACAGACAUUGCUCCUCUAUUCAGCCUCUGCCAACUGCCAUGUGCUCUCCAAAGGUCUCUGUGCUAUAGCCCCCGCUAUACAACAGAAUGUGUCCUUGGCCUCUCGGCUUUGAAACAACACAAGAUCUCUGCAGGCGAAAUGAACCCGAGGUCAAGCUGAACUCUGGAACUGGCCUAUCACAAAGCAAUAGUUCCGUGUUUAUGAUAUGUGCAAUAAAGAGGCUGUGAUGACAUCAUAAUAAAUAACAACAAGCAAAGAGA
This is a messenger RNA of Acanthochromis polyacanthus (spiny chromis), 6726 nucleotides long. RefSeq names its product glutamate receptor, metabotropic 3 (gene grm3). Lineage: Eukaryota; Metazoa; Chordata; Actinopteri; Pomacentridae. The record is from RefSeq and is a predicted model, not a curated record. Bases 525 to 3176 code for a protein of 883 amino acids. The transcript is spliced from 14 exons. Gene Ontology annotation, biological process: G protein-coupled glutamate receptor signaling pathway; regulation of synaptic transmission, glutamatergic. Gene Ontology annotation, molecular function: group II metabotropic glutamate receptor activity. Gene Ontology annotation, cellular component: membrane.